This is a messenger RNA of Linum tenue, 6147 nucleotides long. Lineage: Eukaryota; Viridiplantae; Streptophyta; Magnoliopsida; Malpighiales; Linaceae. The record is from the annotation of a GenBank genome assembly.
GACAAAUUAAACCUCCCCUCUCCUUCCUUCCUCCUUCCAUCUUUCUGUUUCAGGAUACUCUUCUUCUCCCUUCCUUUCGUGCUCUAUUUCCGAUAAUGGCUUCCUGAUUCGCAAUGUGGAAGUGCUCUUCUCUUUCUCCACUCUUCCAAGUUGUCUGAUUCGCAAGGAAAACCUCUGGUAUUGCCUCUCACUACUUGGGUUGCAACACUGGCCUUUUGCUAGGAUGGUAUGCUCCUUUUUCGGACUGUGAAUAUUCAACAAAGAUCAGCUGGGAAAUUUUAUUUGGGAACGAGUUCCUCACAAUCUCUGUGAGCUUUUUGGACGAAUGCUCUUGUUAGCACUCUUAUCUCUCUGAAUCGCAGAGUGGGUUCUUGUGGUUGGUGCUCCCUCUGGGAAGAAAAAUAUGACAGCAAAAUCAGUGAAAGGGUCCUCGAAGUUCAUGAUUCCUGAGACCGGAACCAACAAGUUUGAUGUAAACCAUUUGGUCGCAUCUGCUCUCUCAUCUAAGGAGGAUGCACUUAAUCGUGUACUAUGUGAAGGUCAAAUGCUUGAUACAGCAACAUCAACAAGAGAAGGAAACUGUUCCGUGUGUAUUUUUGAUGAGUUUAGGGCUUCGGCAGAUUCUUCACAUUAUGUCCCUGGAAACGCUGGAGCUUUCCUCAAUAUGAGCGGAAAAGAAACCAGCAUGGUAAUAGAACCAAACGGUUUGAUGGAGGAAGGUUGGAGUGACAUAUCUGUUGGACCAUUGUCUGAAAGCAAUCAGCACCAUGCCGUGAAAGUUAAAUCUUACAGGAAGUUCUGCAAGUCAAAUAGUAGUCACCGGGACCCUGGAGACUCCUAUAAAUGGCAUUCCUUUACGGAGAGAGGGCAGGAAAAUCACGGUCUUAUCAGGUUGAGGAAUCAGUGGACUGUUAAGGAAGCACAAAGGCGUCACCACAAAGAUGUGGUCAUUAGAGAUCCUGAAUUUUCAGAAGCAUUUCCUUCCAGAGGGCCUGCUGAAUCUCAUUGUUGGGUUCCUGUGCAUAAAACGAAUCCGAGCUCUUCAGCCUACUUAUCAUCAUGUGCUCGAGUUGGUCUCUGGAAAGCGACUAAUUCUGCAAAAUAUUGUGUGCAUUUGCGUCGCCCAGUUGAGAACUCUUCUGCUGCAAGCACAGCUAGCCAUAACCAACCUGAUGUGGUUCCUCAUGGCUCCCAUUACUCAAAUACAGACUCAGCUACAUCCACAAAUGUACAAAAGGCUGGACCAAGGUUGACGAAUCCUAGAGCCCAUUCUGCAACAUAUAAGCCAUUUGAUACUUCCCUGUGCAGUAAACCAGUCUUGGGACUUAAUCAUGGCGGACAUGCACUGAGAGACUGUGGUUCUUGUCAAGCAACAGCUAUCAAGUGGGUCCCUGUUGCUGCCAAAACAUCCAAGAUUCUGCAGAAAGUUCAUCCUGGUAUAACAUUUACUUCUCACAUAAAGAAGAAAUUUUCUAGCAAUGGGACUGCUAAGCAGGAUUAUGCCGAAGAGGCGUUCUGUCCACAGGCCACUUUAAUUGACUGCGAAAUCUCAUAUGUGAUUCCUUCUAAGAAGGAACCUUGUGAAGAAAGUAGACCUCCAAACUCUGAGGAAAUUCCAGUUGAAAAACAGAAUAGUUCUAAGAAAGAUGAAGCAAGUUUUGAUCAAUAUGUUGAAAAACUGAAAGAAACUGAUGAAUUUGUUGGAUCACGAGCAGUGAUGGAAGCUCUAACUGCAGCUUAUAAACUGCAACUAUUGUCUGGCAUCAUCCAGUUCACUAUUGGAUAUCCACUUGCGGACUUUGAAACGUUUCUCAAUGCUUCAUGUCCAGCUAUCACUGCAUCUUUCGUGUGUGAGAAAUUUGCUGUGUGCUCAAGUAAUCACCAAUCAAGUCGAUGUGUUUGUGAACAUCAGAUACAAGAUGUAUCACUUUCUGCUCUUUGGGACUGGUAUGAAAAUCCUGGAAGUUAUGGGUUGAAAGUCAGGAUAGAAGCUCGUCAAGAUCUAAAUGGUUUCAUGGAUGAGAAAACACCAUUUGAUGCACAUUUUGUUCCUUCGUUAUCGGCUGUUCAAUUGUUUGGGUACCCUGUACACUCAAAUUCCGAAGGUAACAAUGAAGGAGCUGUCAGUUUUGAGAUGAAAGACAAGGGAGAUGUCGAAUGGCAUUCUUCUUCCCCUAGAAGCACACUUCUGAUGGAUUCACUGGACAGAUGUGGAAUGGGUCAUUUGUCAUUGGAUAAUGAAAACCUAAGUUCGGUUUCUUCACCAUCCUGCUCAAGCAAUUCAGAACUCCUGUUCGAAUUUUUUGAAUCAGAACAACCAUAUAAUCGAAAACCUCUUCACCUAAAAAUAUUGGAGCUUUCAGAUUCUGGAACUCCUAAUCUUCAAGUAUAUGGUGAUCCGAAGAAGCUAGUAUCAUUGACACUGAAUGAAAUACACCCUGCCUCGUGGUUCUCAGUUGCAUGGUAUCCUAUAUGCCGAAUUCCAGAGGGGAAAUUGCGUGCAUCAUUUUUGACAUACCAUUCCUUUGGCCAUUCAGUCAAGAAAAAAGACAUUACGGCUGAUCUCUCUCCCAAUAAAUCGACUCCCCUAACUAGCUUCCCAGCAAUAGGGUUACAAAGCUAUAACACACAGGGAGAAUGCUGGUUUGAUAUCAGAAGGCAAAAGGAAUCCUCUACUGGAAAGCAAUCACUUGGUGAUUCUGAAAUUCUCAACAGAAGACUCCAAACUCUGCAAUUGAAUGCGUCACUUCUUGCCAGAGGCUCUGUCAGUAAAGAUAAUAUCAAGGUGGACAAUGUUCAGCCAGAUUAUGAGUUCUUCGUUUCCAGGAAGCGCUGAAGAAUGGAUGAAAAUUGGAGGCAGAUUUAGGUCGACCUUUCACCAUAAAGAUAAACAAAGUCAGUAAGUCUCACAUAGUUUCUAGAUGUGCAGUUAGUUCCCCUACUGGCCAAUGAGUUCCAUCCAUGUGGUUUUUGUGCAGACGUAUGUGACACAGUACAGUGUUUUAGACAGAAUCCUCUCCUCUCUCAAUUGUGUAGUCUAAUUCUGGUGUAUAUAGCUUAUUGUUGAACCACCAUACUAUAUGUCAUUGAUCUAAAUGUUGUGCCCUUGCACUGUUCAACGUGGAAUGUUCAUUCAUAGUGACUUUAGACUUACCUGUCCAUUUGAUUUGAUCCGAGAAUCCUAUUAUCAACCAAAGCCAAUCAUAGAAGUAUAUAUAUCUAAGGGUACGCUUGAAAAAAUGACUAAGCUAGAGCAACUAAUCUAGGGACAUAAACAUAAGAGAUUGCGAUGAUACGUUUGAGAGAUGCAUCUUCUUCCUUUCUUGUACAAUCCACCCGACCCGUCCAUCUGGAAUCUAUAGUCAAGAAUCCAUUCCUCUUGUUUCGCUUGACCAACAGUUGAAUUUGGAUACAAAUACAAUCCAUCUCUCCAUGAACUGAGUGGCAGAAUACACCUCCACAAUUCACUAGUCUAAGUGUCUAACCGGCUCUAGGUACCUGUGGACGAAGUGCUACUCUUCGUACGAGAUGAAGCAGCAGAAGCAUUGCUCUGUGUCUGCGAGCUCUGUGUGGUGGUUGACAAUUCAUCCCUGAAGAAAACAACAUUCUCUGGGUUAUCCUCAAACACCCUGAGAGAUCUAGGGAAAGGCGGCAGGUCAACGGUCAACAUCCCCUCUAGAACCUGAACCACCUGACCCAUAGAAGGCCUCUGGUGUUCUUCAUCUUGAAUACACCAGAAGGCAAGAUUGCACACUCUCCGAACCUCUUCCAAUUCAGCAUUCCCCUCCAACCUGGGAUCCACCAAUGUCAGAACAUCGCCACCAGAAUCAAUAACCCUCGCAGCCCAGCUGGGGAAGAAUCUCAACUUCCCAUCUCCCAGUUGCUCAGUGUUUCUCCUCCCAGAAAUAAACUCGAACAGCAUCAUUCCGUAACUGUAAACAUCAGCUUUAGCAGUUACAGCCACUCCCGAGAUCCACUCCGGCGCGAGAUACCCUCUAGUGCCUCUCAUGGUCGUCAGGACCCUGCUGAAAUCCCGACCCACCAGCUUGGCCAGCCCAAAGUCUGCAACUUUGGGGCAGAAUGCGGAAUCCAGAAGGAUGUUUUCUGGCUUGAUGUCACAAUGGAUUAUACAAUCCCUGCAUUUCUCAUGAAGAUAAAACAGCCCUCUUGCUGUUCCCAGAGCUAUGUUGUACCUUGUUUCCCAGUCAAGAGCUUUAGAGCCUUCUGAGAAGAAGAGGUGGUGAUCGAGAGAAGAAUUCGGCAUGAAAUCGUAGACCAAGAGCUUUUUAUCAGCGCCUUCUGAACAGAACCCGCGAAGGCGGACGAGGUUAACGUGCUGGAUUGUCCCAAUGGUGCUGACUUCAGUUCUGAAUUGCUUCUCACCUUGGUUAAUUGAUUCCAGCUUCUUCACGGCUAUGGCGGUCGAAUCGGGUAACAUCCCUUUGAAAACUGAACCAAACCCUCCUCCUCCGAGCUUCUCCGAGAAAUUCUUGGUCGCGCUCUGUAAAUCUCUGUAGGUAAAAGCCAUUAGCGAGCCUUCCAUCGCUUUCCCUGGCUUCACCAUUCUCCUUCUCCUCCUCCUCCUAAGCACUAUGAACACAACCAAACCAACAAAUCCCAGAAACACAAUCGAGCCCACAACGGCACCAAUCACGAUUCCGUUUUUAUUCUUGGAGCUCGAAAACUCGGAUCGUGCAAGCCUGACGAAGAUGGUUUUCCCACUCGCGGUAGCGUCCGAUUGCAGAUUUAAGAGAUCCCCGUACCAAACAGAGCACUGAUUACCAUCGUAGGAAUAAGCAGAGCAAGAACAGUUGCCCAAACAAGCCGCUUCACAAUCUUGCGAACUCGCCACCGAUCCCACCACCGUCUGCGGGUUAUCCGGCUGCCCCACGUUGUAAUUCGGCCAAAACCCAUCUCGAUUCCGGUUCGAAUCGGUUGAAUUGCUGCCGUUCUCGCACUGCAUGCUCGCCCUCCUGGCGCACCCUCCGUAAAAAACCCCGGAUUUAUAAUCCGCCUCCGAUUUGGGGACGAAGCCGUUCAAACAACGGCAGAACGGCUGCCCCUGCGCCGUACAGCUCCCGAACGCGCCGCAGUAGCCGUAGACUUCGCACUGAGUUCUGGGCUGCGACCAGAACAGAUUCCAUUGCUUUGUCGAGUCAAGCCACGAGAGCUGCUGAAUCUGGCCGCCGACGUCCAUCACGAAUCGGGAAAUUAGGGAUUGAUUGUACAUCGAGUAAGUGAAGUAGCUCUCGUUCACGUUAUCAAUAUACGAGAAAUUGUAGAUGAAAUUGAGCCUCAUCUCCGGUACCAAGCUGAAAAUCCGGCCGUCCCACACCCCGCUGGUCCAGUAAUUCUUGGUCAAAUUCCAGAGGAUGAAGUACUGACUGGUUCCAUUCGGGUCGAGUUCUAAGGAAAACGGGCCGGGCGAUGGAUCCUCGUUGUUCCUCCAGGAAGUCAGAAGCGUGGUCUGCCUCGUGACCUUGUUGAGCCCAAUUUUGCCUCCCGGAAGCCACGUGUCCGCCGGAUUGUCGAAGCUCUGCCACCGCGGCUUGGUUAAACUUGAACUCGAACCAGACCCGGCCGGGAGUAAAACGAGGUUUCCCUGGUCGAGGAGUACGGCGUCGACGGGAGCGGCGGAGGAGUUCAGCCCCGUUGACCAAAUGGGAACCUUGGAUUCGUUGAAGAGGACCAAGUUCCCUCCGGAGAUUCGGAGCUCCGACGAGAACCUGUCGGAAACAGGGGUUGCUCUGUUUGCUACCCAGACUAUGGUUUGUUGGGAGACCAGCUUGUAGUUGUACCAGAUUCCGAUGUAGUAGUUGGUGGAGUUGACCGUCGGGCGGAAGAAUCCGAGCACGAAGACGUCUCCAGCGGAGUUGAUGGUUUGGUCGCCGGAGAGAGACCGGUUGGCGGUGAUUCUGUCGGCUCCACUGGAUAGAUGGGCCAGUAAGGAGAAGGAAAAGAAGAAGAAGAAGAAGAAGAAGGAGAGUGGCGCCAUGGCUUAUUUGCUUUCAGGUGGAUAAAGGUCGGAGCUUUUUGGGUUUCUCCGGUGAACCCACGAGUUUCAAAAGAGUAGAGAUAAAUGGGUUGUGAAGAAGUGGGAAGAGAACAGAGGUCCCAUUGUUGGAUGGAAAAUUGAACAGAGAGGAG